AAUACUAUAGCAAGGAGUGAGGAACAGCUGUAGGGGACAUAGUAAACAGCAGAGGGCGCCAUGACACUACGCAGACAAAAAGUAGUGUAGAUUAUAAGUGGUAAGAUGUGUGUUUGAGGUUGUAAAACAGUACCGUAUAAAAUACAAAUAGUAUUAAAAAGGCAAAUUGGUUUAAAGCAGUUAAUAUAUUUGUCUUGCAGAUGUAAGACAUAAUGAGAGAGAAAUGUGAGACUCAGCAGAUUUAGCUCCUGGAAGCAGGAAGUUCAGAUGGAGAAGGUGAAGUAGGUGAAACCCUUCCUCCUACCUCUGCUCAUCAACAUCUCUCUCUCUCUCUCUCUCUCUCUCUCUCUCUCUUUGUCUGUCCCUCCUCCAAUCAUAGCCAGUCCUCCCUGAUCCUGACCCCUCUGAAUGCUUGCUGAGCCUCCACCUUUGCUUCUCCUCUCCCCACUAAGUCCUCCUUUCAUCACAUCAUCUCUAGCUGAAGUCUGAACCUCAUCAUGACCUCCAGCUCUACAGCGUUUCCUCCAGAAGCACAUUUCUGAUGCAAAGUUGAAAAAGACAGUCUCAUGGGCCUGAGCAAAAGGACGGCGGCAGAGCGGAGAUGUUCAGAAAGAGGCCUCCUCCAGAGGAGGAGAGAAAGGUCAAAGCCAAUGACAGAGAACACAAUGAAAAGUUUCAGUAUGCGAGCAACUGCAUCGUGACAUCAAAGUACAACAUCCUCACCUUCCUGCCUGUCAAUCUGUUUGAGCAGUUCCAGGAAGUAGCCAACACUUACUUCCUUUUCCUGCUCAUUCUACAGUUGAUACCUCAGAUUUCCUCCCUGUCCUGGUUCACUACCAUUGUGCCUUUGGCUCUGGUGCUGAGCAUCACUGCAGUAAAGGAUGCCACCGACGACUAUUUUCGCCACAAGAGCGACAACCAAGUGAACAAUCGGCAGUCUCAGGUUCUCAUCCGAGGCUCGCUACAGAACGAAAAGUGGAUGAACGUUAAAGUGGGUGAUAUCAUUAAGCUGGAAAACAAUCAGUUUGUGGCGGCGGACCUGCUCCUGUUAUCGAGCACUGAACCACACGGCCUGUGCUACAUCGAGACGGCCGAGCUUGACGGAGAGACCAACAUGAAGGUGCGUCAGUCUGUGUCAGUGACGGCUGAGCUCGGUGAUCCAAACAACUUGGCAUCGUUUGAUGGUGAAGUGGUGUGCGAGCCUCCCAACAACAAACUAGACCGCUUCUGUGGCACUCUCUACUGGCGAGAGAAGAAAUACCCCCUGACCAACCAGAACAUGCUGCUCCGAGGAUGUGUCCUCCGCAACACAGAGGCGUGCUAUGGCCUGGUUAUCUUUGCAGGCCCAGAUACCAAGCUAAUGCAGAACAGCGGUCGCACCAAGUUUAAGCGUACAAGCAUCGAUCGUUUGAUGAACACUCUGGUCCUCUGGAUCUUUGGUUUCCUGGUGUGUAUGGGUGUGAUCCUGGCUGUGGGCAAUGCAGUGUGGGAGAGAGAGGUGGGCUCCUUGUUCCAGAGCUACCUUCCCUGGGACCCUCCUGUGGACAACUUUAUGUUCUCAGCCUUCCUUUCCUUCUGGUCCUACAUCAUCAUCCUUAACACUGUCGUUCCUAUUUCUCUAUAUGUCAGUGUGGAGGUGAUCCGGUUGGGUCACAGCUACUUCAUUAACUGGGAUCGGCAGAUGUUCUGUUCUCGGUGCAACACAGCGGCCGAGUCCAGGACCACCACUCUGAACGAGGAGCUUGGCCAGGUUGAAUACAUCUUCAGCGAUAAAACUGGAACUCUAACUCAGAACAUUAUGACCUUUAAUAAGUGCUCCAUCAAUGGGCAAACUUAUGGUGAAGUGGAUCCGUUAGGAAAACAACGAAAGAGGCUGGAUUUCACUCCUUUCAACCCCCUGGCAAACCCAGAUUUCUGUUUCUAUGAUGAAAAGCUGCUGGAAUCAGUGAAAGUGGGGGAUUCGCACACUCACGAGUUUUUCCGCCUACUUUCUCUCUGUCAUACUGUUAUGAGUGAGGAGAAGAGUGAAAGAGAGCUGGUCUAUAAGGCACAAUCUCCAGAUGAGGGCGCUCUGGUGACGGCAGCUCGAAACUUUGGAUUUGUGUUUCGUUCUCGAACACCUGGAACGAUUACUACGAUCGAGAUGGGCAGAACCGUCACCUACUCACUGCUCGCCAUACUGGACUUCAACAACAUCCGCAAGAGGAUGUCUGUUAUAGUGCGCAACCCAGAAGGCAGGAUCUGCCUGUACUGUAAAGGAGCUGACACAGUACUAUUAGAGAGACUCCACCCUUGCAACCAGGAACUGAUGAGCAUCACCUCAGACCACCUAAAUGAGUAUGGAGCUGAUGGGUUACGGACUCUUGCUCUGGCAUACAGGGAGCUUUCCGAGGACGAGUGGGAGGCCUGGUCAGAGAGCCACCGCUGUGCAGAUAAGGCUACUGACUGCAGGGAGGACAGGCUGGCUGCAGCUUAUGACAAGAUAGAACAGGAUAUGAAGCUCCUAGGUGCUACAGCUAUUGAGGACAAGCUGCAGGAAGGAGUCCCAGAGACCAUUGCUCUCCUCUCUCUGGCCAACAUUAAGAUCUGGGUUUUGACUGGAGACAAACAGGAGACAGCAGUCAACAUUGGCUACUCCUGUAAAAUGUUGACUGAUGACAUGACUGAGGUGUUCAUCAUAGGUGGUCACACCGUUCAGAGUGUACGACAAGAACUCAGGAGCGCGAGGGAAAGGAUGAUAGAACUAUCCCGUGCUAAAGAUGGGGGGAAAACUGAAGGGAUGGAGGCCUGGGCUGAGGCAUGUUUCAUGGGUAAUGGGAAGAAAGACGGGCAAGAAGGAGACUGUACAUCAGGAAGAGGGUCGAAACAGCGGCAUUGCUCCUCUUUCCCUCCGUCUGCCUCUGGUGACAUGGACAGCAUCUCAGGGGAGUUUGCCCUCAUAAUCAGUGGUCAUAGUUUGGCACACGCGCUUGAAGCAGACAUGGAAGCCGAGUUUGUGUCGACAGCAUGUGCCUGCAAAGCAGUUAUCUGCUGCAGAGUCACACCGCUGCAGAAAGCUCAGGUGGUGGAGCUCAUCAAGAAACAUAAGAAGGCUGUGACUCUGGCUAUAGGAGAUGGCGCCAACGACGUCAGCAUGAUCAAAAGUGCUCACAUUGGAGUGGGUAUCUCCGGUCAGGAGGGGAUCCAGGCCGUGCUGGCCAGCGACUACUCCUUCGCCCAGUUCCGCUUCCUCCAGCGUCUCCUGCUGGUCCACGGCCGCUGGUCCUACCUGCGCAUGUGCCGUUUCCUCUGCUACUUCUUCUACAAGAACUUUGCCUUCACCAUGGUGCACUUCUGGUUCGGCUUCUUCUGUGGCUUCUCUGCCCAGACGGUGUAUGAUCAGUACUUCAUCACACUCUACAACAUUGUGUACACCUCCCUCCCUGUGCUGGCCAUGGGGGUUUUUGACCAGGAUGUUCCAGAUCACAGAAGUCUGGAGUAUCCUAAGUUGUACGAGCCCGGGCAGCUCAACCUCCUCUUCAACAAGAAGGAGUUCUUCAUCUGCAUCACCCAAGGCAUCUACACCUCAGUGGUGCUUUUCUUUGUGCCCUACGCCGUGCUGUCCGAUGCCACUCAGAGCAACGGGGUGCCCCUCGCCGACUACCAGACAUUCGCAGUCACAACGGCGACAGCCCUGGUUAUUGUUGUCAGUGUACAGAUCGCUCUAGAUACAGGUUUCUGGACGGUCUUUAACCACAUGUUCGUUUGGGGCUCUGUGGGCUCCUAUUUCACCAUCAUGUGUGGGCUGCACAGCCAGACCCUCUUCAGGAUCUUUCCCAAUCAGUUCCGAUUCAUAGGUAGUGCCCAGAACACACUAUUGCAGCCAGUUGUGUGGUUAACUAUUGCACUAGCAACAGCAAUAUGCGUAGUUCCAGUUUUGGCAUUCCGCUUCCUCAAGCUGGACCUCAAGCCUCAGCUUUCAGACACGGUGCGUCACACGCAGUUGGUGAGGCAGAAGAGGCGGAAACCGGCAGGUCGCAGCAUUGCAGGGACCUGGCGCGGCACAGGCAGCGUCUCCGAGGGUCGCCUCGGCGCCCGAGGGGGUUCCAGGCGGUCCGGCUACGCCUUCUCCCAUCAGGAAGGCUUUGGAGAGCUGAUUACCUCAGGAAAAAACAUGAGGCUCUCCUCCUUGGCCCUCGCCAAUUUUGCCUCCAAGCACAGCUCCAGCUGGAUCGAAACGCUUCGCAGGAAGAAAAACAAUCACACUCCACCGAGCACGUCUGGAGAGUGCAGCCCGGCGCCCAGUAACAUGUCUGGGAUGGGUCCGGCUCUGUCAAACUCUUCUUCUGUUCUGGGAGGCUCACAAGAAACACCAAUCGAGGAGGAAACUGACACAGCAGUUGUCUUGUCUUCAUUGUCACAUCCAGCAGCCUCGGAACCAGCUGAGCCUCGGGCCCCUGCUCAGGUCGCUCUCGCUGACAGCUCUACAUCUGCUGCAGCCAGGACAGACUCACCUGGAGGCUGGACACGCUCUCUAGAGACUGUGCAGGAAGCUCUGUUUGGUCGGAGGGGCUGUGCCAGUGCUUCUAGCACCCAAGACCCGCCAUGUGAUGCCACAGAAACCCCCCACAUUGAGUGAAACCCAUGCACAAGAUAGUUUCCCCUCACAGAAAGCAUGGUGGGUUGUUCUGGAUCCAUGCAAAGACUGACUCUUACAGAAACACAACUGAGAUAGAGUUUUGGUCUCAAAAUAUCUCACAAGAGGAAGCGGCUUAUUCUAAUAGCCUUGACCUUCCCAUCAAUAGUUCUGAUUUUUUUAAAAUGAGGUUUAAUGUGUUCAAGUGUUGCUGCAGAUUUGAAAGCAGAUGGUGAGACAUUUAGCUAUUAGUCACGUUUCUCCUGCAUAUUGCACAUGCCUUACACUUAAAAACAAGUAGAUGAAUGAGAGGGAAGUAAGAUGCAGGCAUUACUAUCAAUAAAAGCUUUCACUGUUGAAAAAUCUGUUUAUUAUAGUUCUCAGUGAGAACGCAACUUAGUUUAACCACAAGUCUGUCGCAAUGUUUAAUAAUUUUUUUUUUCAUCUGCUGUGUUAAUAUUCUGUUUCUAUUUUUUGCAUCAUAUUGAUGUGUUUUCAAAGGCCUGGUUGAGUUGCACCUUAAAUGAAGAUUUUGUGCUUUGAUUUUAACGUUAGGCCUUGGUUUUGACAAAAGCCGUUUCUUUUUUUUUGUAGUAGUAGUUUCAUGUGCCUCUUUAAUAAAAAUGAAUAAACAGGCAAACUCAUGACUGUUUACUUUAGGUCAGAUCUGGGCAGAGUGCAAAGAAUAGCUGAAGUUGUUUUACAAAUUCCUGUUUUUUGUUGUAAACAUACACUCCUGUGAAGUUUUCUUGUUUUUGCUUGUAAAUAAAAAAUGAAAACAUCA
This is a messenger RNA of Xiphophorus couchianus (Monterrey platyfish), 5399 nucleotides long. It is a transcript of the gene atp8b2, whose product is annotated as ATPase phospholipid transporting 8B2. The coding region runs from base 602 to 4618 and encodes 1338 amino acids. The transcript has 30 exons. The record is from RefSeq and is a predicted model, not a curated record. Lineage: Eukaryota; Metazoa; Chordata; Actinopteri; Cyprinodontiformes; Poeciliidae. Gene Ontology annotation, biological process: Golgi organization; phospholipid translocation. Gene Ontology annotation, molecular function: ATPase-coupled intramembrane lipid carrier activity; magnesium ion binding; ATP hydrolysis activity. Gene Ontology annotation, cellular component: plasma membrane; trans-Golgi network.